AUGAACAAUUUCCACAAUUAUAGAGCUAACAGGAUUGCCCUGAAAUCUGUAAAAUAAAGAUCUGCUCAAAAGGUCAAUCAAUUUAGAGCAUCUUUAAAAAGUAAAUCUAUUUUUAUACUUAAGGUAAUGAGCCGGUGGAUUCGGUUAUUUACAAUCAUUAAUAUCAAAGAGAAAUUAGAAUCAAAACAGAGCCACAAGAAAGUUUAGUCUCUAAGGCCACAUCUUAAAAUUAAAGAUUUAACUAGUUGCUAAAUCAAGUAGAUGAAAGGGCCUUACAAUUAUCCAUUCAGAUAAAAUAAGAAAGAUAUAAAAAAUAACCUAAAUUUCCUCCUUUGAAAGGAUUUGUUUAACAUAAGUAUCAUAUUUCAUGUUUAUUCAAGCUAUAUCCUUGAAUAAUCACUUGAUACUCCAACAUUCAGAAAUAAAAAGGCCCAAUUAAGCAAAACAUUAGAAAUUGAAAAUUCAUCAACCUUAAUGGAUUUUUAGCUUAAUUCUCAUUGUUUUCCAACCUUUAAUGAAUCUAAGGAAUAAAGUCCAAAUAAAGAUAAGAAAAUUUUGACUUUUCCCAAAUGUAUCUUCUUUUGUGAUGUAAAAAAAGCACGGAAUUUUUUCUAGAUUCCAAGCUAAAAAUGA
Messenger RNA from Paramecium pentaurelia, 633 nucleotides. The record is from the annotation of a GenBank genome assembly. Lineage: Eukaryota; Ciliophora; Oligohymenophorea; Peniculida; Parameciidae.